Molecule: messenger RNA, 966 nt
Organism: Penaeus monodon (black tiger shrimp)
Lineage: Eukaryota; Metazoa; Arthropoda; Malacostraca; Decapoda; Penaeidae
Product: ATP-dependent RNA helicase A-like
Exons: 2
Coding region: 17-778 (253 amino acids)
Source: RefSeq, a predicted model, not a curated record
ACAACAUCCCUCAAACAUGAAGCUCCUGAUUUCCGUGGCGGCGCUGGCGGUCGCCGUGACAGCCGCCCCUCAGGGCUACAGCCUGCCGACGCCCAGCGGGCCUUCGUUCCACGCGGGCAGCUGCAGCGGGGGCCAGGUACGGCAUGUGGACGGCAGAUGCGUCACGCCCAUAGUCAACCGCCGCGUUUUCGUCUACGAUGUGCCGGCCAACCCUCCGUCGUACCGGCCACCUCCUCCGAUCCCCGAGCCCGUCGUGGAAACCAACGUGCUGCUGAUCCGAACCCCCGAAGGCUUCCAGGGCCCGGAACCCAUCGUCGUGCCCCCGCCCAGGCAGCAACACGUGGUGUACGUUCUGAACAAGCAGUCUCAGCAGGACCAGCGGGUGAUCCAGGUGCCGGCGGGUCCGCAGACCAACCCCGACGUGUACUUCGUGAACUACGCAGAAGGAGAGAACCCAACCCUUCCCAGCGGAGUGGAUCUGCAGACCGCCCUCGCCGCGGCCUCUCAGGGUGGCGGUCAGGUCAUCGGCGGAGGUGGCGCCGGAGGUGGAUUCGGAGGUGGCAUUGGUGGCGGAUUCGGUGGUGGAAGUGGAGGUGGAUUCGGGGGUGGAUUCGGCGGUGGGUUCGGGGGUGGAAUCGGCGGCGGUUUCGGAGGUGGCAUUUCCGGAGGUGGAAGCAGUGGAGGCUUCGGAGGUGGAGGUUUUGGCGGCGGCAGCAUUGGUGGAUCCUACAGUCCUCCCAGUGUCUCUCCACCGUCCUCCCAGUACGGCACGCCAUAGGAGUGUCAUUCAUAUCAAGCAACAUUCACUCAUAUCACUAUCUCUUUAUUGCAAUCACGGUCACUCUCCUUACGACACACAUUUUUUCCAGUUAUACAAACUCCUUGGAAUUCCUUUCAUUGCACAUGUAUUUUUUAAUUCCAAACAAGUAACAUUAAAAGUUGUAUUAAAAAAUAUUCUUAUGUUGA